GUGUAGUGUCUUUGCCGAACGCGCAUAAUGGGGGACAGUUAUGAUGAAAUGUCGAACGAUCAGCUUCGGCUGAAGUUGCUGGAGUUCGGGCUGGCCAACAUGCCUGUGACCUCCACGACGCGAAAGGUUCUGAUAAAAAAGUUGCGGAACCACAUCGCCACUAAUGGCAAGCGGCGUGAAACGAUGAACAUCACCAGCUACUCUUCCGAUGAGGACAGCGGUAGUCAGCAGAAGACAGCGGCGAAAAGGGGAGCGCCAUCGAGCAAAAAGGAAUCGGCCAACAGACGGGCUACGAUCGCUACGGUAGCGACAGCAAAGCCGCCAAAACCCUUACCAUCAUCGCAACCGGUAGCGAAAGGUGUCGUCACAACCGGUAGCGAAGCGUCGAAGCGUCGUUCGGGACGAGUUACUCCGGUGAAGGAUAAGGAUGAUGCUCCACCUGCCUCGUCACAAACAGCACCGAAAGUGCCGGCUAUAUUGGAGGAUUCCGAUGAUGAUAUGAUUCCACUGACUAGUCGGAAUCGCAAAUCGGCCAGUCCAUCGUUGUCGCGGGCAGACAUGCUGACAACAUCCUAUGUACAUCACAUGGCAGUGUCUUCACAGCCAUCGGAACCGAUCCUGGAGGAGAUGGAUGUCGACGACGUACCGGAGAUGGAUGAAGUGAUAGUGCUGGAUGAUGAUGAUGAUUCCAACGCAACGGUUGCCAUGCCGCCACCGCAGCAACCGAAACCAGUGUACACGCAAACGACAGCGCAAACGACGGAGAUGUACCGUACCUUCAGUACCGGUACGAUGACCGACCCGAAGGCACAAGGAACUGGACCGUCGUCGUACAGUAGCAAUACAGAGAAGCGACGCAUCUUGCCUGAGUUCUUACGACCACCCUCGGAACGAAGCACGGUACGCGAUGCAACAUUCAGCACUAUGUCCGAUCAAAAGGAACGGCAGGAACGGAACACUUUCGCUGAACCGGAACCGGUGUCCUUUAGUACGAGCACCUCGAAACGUGUCUUGCCAACAUUUGCUUCAUCCCCCUCGACGACGGUUCGCAAUGAGAAAAAGAUCGAUGCGCCGGAAUCUCCGUACUUGAGCGAGUUCACCAAACGAUUGGCCCGUCUACGUGCCGAAGCCGUUCAACAGCCCACCGGACUCGGCCGGGACUCGCCCUCAAGAAGAACAGUAUUCGAAGGGUCCACUUCGUCUAUGCGUUCGACGUACGCACCGCGGGACAUGUACGACGAACCGCCGCCAUCAGCAUCACGCUACCGACCUGGACGACAAACGAUCGCACCGAUGAGCAGCAGCAGCAGCACCAUUGGAGGAGGACGCCGUACGACAGCCAUGCAACACGAGAUGAUGGAGGAUGUGCGAAGUUCCAUGCGCCAGACCCUAUUGGCGCUCGAUCGGAAGUACUCGAUCCGGAAGGUUUUCUACAGCAUCAUUAUCGUUCUGGUGGUUAUUUUUCUGUUUCGUUUUCUUUUUCCUGUAAAUUAA
This is a messenger RNA of Anopheles stephensi (Asian malaria mosquito), 1494 nucleotides long. RefSeq names its product otefin. The record is from RefSeq and is a predicted model, not a curated record. NCBI's taxonomy places the organism in Eukaryota, Metazoa, Arthropoda, Insecta, Diptera, Culicidae.